AUGAAAAUGAAGAUCAACAAGGCCUGCGAUCUCAACUCAAUUUCCGUCUUUCCUCCUCUUCUCAUAUAUUCAAGGAGACCAAACACUGUAUCAAGUGGAAUGCAAGCGUCACAGCAUCGCUCGCAACAAUCUCAGCAGUCAUUUUCUCAGGGGCUUUCAUCUCAGCAUGGAAUGUUGUCUCAUUUCUCUCAAAACUCCCUUGAUGAGGUUGUCACAACAAAUGAUCAGAGAGUUGGUUCUCAAGAACAUGAGAACUCUUGGAGGAGGAUUUCUAGCUUGCCCCGACUUACAUAUUCACGGGAAGAGAGUCAACCACCUAACUCAAGAUCGUCAUCCAAUCUCAUGCUCAAAUGGAAUUCUGCAGAUCAUAAAAGUCAGUUAAGUGAAGGACUUGAACAAAAAAUUGGCAUAAUGGAAACUUCAUUGAGCAGGUUUGCAAUGAUCUUGGAUUCUGUUCAAAAUGACGUAAUGCAAGUAAACAAAGGAACAAAGGAAGUUAUUUUAGAGUUGGAAUGCAUAAGGCAGAAGUUAAUUGCUCAGGAUAACUCACUUCAGUUAAUGGCUAAAGGACAAGAAGAAAUUAGAGCAAGCUUUGAUGGGAGCUUGAAAUAUUUAUCUGAACAAAUGAAUCAGGUUACAAACCAAGAGAAGUUGCAGGAAGUGUUUUUGGUGGUUUCAGCCUUGCCUCAGCUAAUGGAAGCCUCUCUGCAGAGUGUGCGAAAUGAUCUCCACAGUACUACUAAGGAAAUGCAGGAAAUCUCUUGCAGUUUAAAAAGCCUCAAUCAAAAGGAUCUCGGUCAGUCUAUUCUAUCUUCAAAGAGUAUUAGCAAACAAGUUACCACACCAAAAAUGCGUCAGCCUCUUGCCAACAUUUACUAUGACCAAGGUCACAGGUAUUUUCUUGACUUCAGGGAAACGAAGAUGAGCGCACAAACGACUGUAGCUCCAAAGGUAGAAAUGGGAGGCUGGAAGCCAGUAAAAAAAGAGAGAGUCACUUUUUCAGAUAGAAAAUCUGAGGUGCACAAGCAAAAAGAACCAUACACUGACAAGUAUGCAAGAGGAGGAAGAGAGUGUACAAUUUUUAUUGAAUCUGAUGAGGAGACUGAUGGAGGUUUUUCCUGCUUGGUCGAUGGAAACGCAGACCUAUUCGGAAAUUUGACCAAGGAGGAAGAGGAAGAAACCGCUCGGAUUUUGCGGAAAGCAAGGAGGCGCAAGAGAAACUAUUGUAAUGCUAUAACCAUCAAUUGAAGGUUGUGCAGGUGCAAUUUGAUGCUUUCAGAUGCAGCAGUACCCAAGAAAAAAACAAGGACCCAUAAAAAUUUGUCUCGAGUUUCUUUAUUGGAUUUGUUCAGUCGUUUCAGUUUUGUCUAGGGC
This is a messenger RNA of Gastrolobium bilobum, 1374 nucleotides long. Its product is annotated as putative recombination initiation defects 3. NCBI's taxonomy places the organism in Eukaryota, Viridiplantae, Streptophyta, Magnoliopsida, Fabales, Fabaceae. Gene Ontology annotation, biological process: microsporogenesis; embryo sac development; chromosome organization involved in meiotic cell cycle. The coding region runs from base 1 to 1248 and encodes 415 amino acids. The transcript is spliced from 12 exons. Gene Ontology annotation, cellular component: nucleus. The record is from RefSeq and is a predicted model, not a curated record.